AUGGCCUCAGCCGGUCUCAAUUUGGGCGAAAAAUCGGAGGAUAGCCCGGAAGCGCAGGACGAUGUUCGCCUGCCCAAGGAGCAGCCACCCUCACCCUUCUUCGAAACGAAGACCUUCCGCCUGAUCUCGAUUUUCCUUUACCUGGGAGGGAUCAGUGGCCUGGGCAUGGUGCUGGCAUUGUAUUACCUCAUCUUCUUCGACUCCAGUAUGCCGGACAUCCACCUCAAGUUCCCCGUCUCCAUUGGCGGCCACCCAGUGCAGAAGGUGCACGAGUACCAGUGACCCACCCUAGCCUCCUCACAUGGCAGGUGGGUUGGAGGGCAGUCGGGCACUCUGCUGCUAAUUGGAUUUACGAAUGCUAGCAAAGAUAAAAUUGUGAUACCCGAAAAAAUUGCCAUUCGCCUCCUAAACUCAUCGGAAGUGACCGCGGAGCAGUUCUACAAGCACAUCCUCGAGCAGUACCGCAUCCUCAACCACAU
Molecule: messenger RNA, 479 nt
Organism: Drosophila rhopaloa
Lineage: Eukaryota; Metazoa; Arthropoda; Insecta; Diptera; Drosophilidae
Gene: inaF-A
Exons: 2
Coding region: 1-282 (93 amino acids)
Source: RefSeq, a predicted model, not a curated record